Messenger RNA from Durio zibethinus, 778 nucleotides. The record is from RefSeq and is a predicted model, not a curated record. Lineage: Eukaryota; Viridiplantae; Streptophyta; Magnoliopsida; Malvales; Malvaceae.
CAAGCAAUAAAUAUGUCUGUCUUCCACCUAUUUUGAUUCAACUCUUAUAGAAAUAGCUCAAACUCAUGAUUUGUACAAACACGUGGUUGGAAAAACGCAUUUGAACUUAUCUCUUGAGAUCAAGGGAGAUAUGUAGCUACAAUAACAGUACCUAAUAUGAAGUACUUGUCUAUAAAUAACGUGUAAGCAAAUCUCAAACUCCAUAGUUUUCCCUUCAUUUUUUCUUUAUAGAGAGCCAACAAAAAAUGAAGAAUCUUCAUAUCCUAAUUUCACUCAUUUUUCCUACCUUGUUUCUCUUCUCAUGCUCUAUAUCUCUUGUGUUAUCUUUUUCCCCUCCUGAUCUCCAAAACCAAUGCCUUCAUCACCAGAAAUCUGCUCUGCUACAAUUGCACCAUGAUCUUUACUAUGCCCCAAAUUUUACUUUCUCUUCCAAAGUUGAGCUUUGGGAUCCCAACACUGACUGUUGCUCUUGGAAAGGAAUUACAUGUGAUGCUUUGGGUCAUGUGAUUGAACUUGAUCUCAGUUACAAAAACUUUUCAGGCAGCUUUCACUCCAUUUUCAAUCUCCAUCAUCUUCAACGCCUUAAUCUUGCUGGAAACAAUUUUAAUACUACUCUGUUUCAAUAUGAGUUUGAUAGAUUCCCAAAUUUAACUCAUCUCGACCUUUCAAACUCAUGUUUCCAUGGCCAAAUUCCAGUGGAGAUUUCAUACUUAAUAAGGAGCACAAUCAAAGGAAGUUUGGCAGGCCAUCUAGAUAUAUAGAUGCUAUUGUUUCAGCU